Molecule: messenger RNA, 1078 nt
Organism: Aegilops tauschii subsp. strangulata
Lineage: Eukaryota; Viridiplantae; Streptophyta; Magnoliopsida; Poales; Poaceae
Source: RefSeq, a predicted model, not a curated record
AUCGGGUGCUCGAUUCUCUCUCAACCCAGAGAUAACGGAGACCUCCGUCGAGUUGUCUCUAUAAAGAGCAAGAAACCUCGACGACCGUACCAGUACCAGUAGCGCUCCGUCUGUGUUUCAUUGUCGGUCGGAAGCAACCUCCACGCUCCUAGUACGCAGCAGAUGACGAAGGACGGCGGCAGCGAGACGGGCGGGUGCCUCUGCAUCGGCGCGCCGAUGCGCGCGCUGUCGCGGGCGUGCGACUCCGCCUGCGACCUCUACGUGCGCGGCAUGUCCGGGUGCGCCACCCGCGUGCCGGCGGGGGCAGUCGCGGGCGGCCGCGGCUCCGGCUUUGUCAGAUCGGCCACGACCGUGCACCUGUGGACGAGCUCGGACCGCGCCGACGACCUCAUCCGCGCCGCGUCGACGAAGCAGCGCCGCGUGGCGACGGCCGAUCAGCCGGCGGAUGUCGGGGCAGCAAAGAAGGGCCGCCUUGGCCCGGUGGCGCCGGCGAUCGUGCCGGCUCGGAGGAAGGGGCCGGCGAUGGCGACCAUCGCCGAGAACGGGCCGUGCGACUUCGGCGCCUGCGCGCUGACGCCACCGGAGCUGAGGAGGCGCGCCUCGGCGGUCGGUGGGGUGCGCGCGCCUGGCGGUGGGUUUGUCGCCGUCAUGGCGGCGAGCGAGGCCUUCGCGGCUCGAUCGUGACGCGUGUUUGCAAGAUGACGCGCGUAGCGGCUAUGUACAAAACUAGCUUCUAGAAAGUCCCCAACACACCAGUUUUCUCUCACGUUCUCGUGAUUUCUUCGUCAUGUGUAAACACUUUGACAAGUAGUGCAAAUACUAUUAUGAUCCGCACAGAAUAUAGUGCAGACAUAAUGGCAAAGUCUGUUUUAAACCAUGUCUUUGUAGUGAACUAGUGAUAAUGUGACAUGAACACCAAUCUCCUAAUCCGUGAAAUCAGGAUAAAGGUUGUCAAAAACACGAUUAUAUCAUGUCGUUCUUUAGCUUUAGGAUCUAAAUAUUAAUUGGGGUUAUUUGCGAUCUUGCCAUAUGAUUCUAAUCCGAGUAAGAAUGUGCAAACAUUCUUAUCUGACAAGUU